This is a messenger RNA of Chrysochloris asiatica (Cape golden mole), 3628 nucleotides long. It is a transcript of the gene DCAF5, whose product is annotated as DDB1 and CUL4 associated factor 5. The record is from RefSeq and is a predicted model, not a curated record. The coding region runs from base 150 to 2993 and encodes 947 amino acids. Gene Ontology annotation, cellular component: Cul4-RING E3 ubiquitin ligase complex; cytoplasm. Lineage: Eukaryota; Metazoa; Chordata; Mammalia; Afrosoricida; Chrysochloridae. The transcript has 9 exons. Gene Ontology annotation, biological process: negative regulation of fatty acid biosynthetic process. Gene Ontology annotation, molecular function: protein binding.
CUGCACACCUCGCUCGGUCUGCCCCAGCUCCUUACAGAAGCCUCCGGAUCGCAGCGCGGGGGGAGGGCAGGGCGGGGGGAGCGAGCGGCCGCGCGUGAGGCCGAGGGAGGGGCGGCGGCGGGAUCGGCGGCGGCAGCGGCGGUUCCAGCAUGAAGAGGAGAGCUGGCCUGGGGGGCAGCAUGAGGUCAGUGGUGGGCUUCUUGUCCCAGCGGGGCUUGCAUGGGGACCCCCUGCUCACUCAGGACUUUCAGAGGAGACGCCUGCGGGGCUGCAGAAACCUCUACAAGAAGGACCUCCUGGGCCACUUCGGCUGUGUCAAUGCCAUUGAAUUCUCCAACAAUGGAGGCCAGUGGCUGGUCUCAGGUGGAGAUGAUCGCCGAGUUCUGCUAUGGCACAUGGAACAAGCCAUCCAUUCCAGAGUUAAGCCCAUACAACUGAAAGGAGAGCAUCAUUCCAACAUUUUUUGCCUGGCUUUCAACAGUGGCAACACCAAAGUAUUCUCUGGAGGAAAUGAUGAGCAAGUUAUCCUCCAUGAUGUUGAAAGCAGUGAGACCCUGGAUGUGUUUGCCCAUGAAGAUGCCGUGUACGGUUUGUCGGUGAGCCCAGUGAAUGACAACAUUUUUGCCAGCUCUUCGGAUGAUGGCCAGGUUCUCAUUUGGGACAUCCGAGAGUCUCCCCAUGGAGAACCCUUCUGCCUGGCCAACUAUCCAUCAGCCUUUCACAGUGUCAUGUUUAACCCUGUGGAGCCCCGGCUAUUGGCCACAGCCAAUUCAAAGGAAGGAGUGGGACUCUGGGAUAUUCGAAAACCUCAGAGUUCUCUCCUUCGCUAUGGUGGCAACUUCUCCCUCCAGAGCGCCAUGAGUGUGCGAUUCAACAGCAAUGGGACCCAGCUCCUGGCCCUGAGGCGCCGCUUGCCUCCUGUACUCUAUGACAUCCACUCCCGCCUGCCUGUGUUCCAGUUUGACAAUCAGGGUUACUUCAACUCUUGCACUAUGAAGAGCUGCUGUUUUGCAGGAGAUCGUGACCAGUACAUCCUAUCAGGUUCUGAUGACUUCAACCUGUACAUGUGGAGAAUUCCUGCAGAUCCAGAAGCAGGUGGCAUUGGUAGAGUGGUCAACGGAGCCUUCAUGGUGCUGAAAGGGCAUCGAUCUAUUGUUAACCAGGUCCGCUUUAAUCCCCACACCUACAUGAUCUGCUCCUCUGGUGUCGAAAAGAUUAUCAAGAUCUGGAGCCCAUAUAAGCAGCCAGGGUGUACUGGAGAUCUCGAUGGUCGGAUUGAGGAUGACUCUCGCUGCCUCUAUACCCAUGAGGAGUACAUCAGCCUGGUGCUGAACAGCGGGAGCGGCCUGUCGCAUGACUAUGCCAACCAGUCGGUCCAGGAGGACCCCCGGAUGAUGGCCUUCUUUGACUCCCUAGUGCGUCGAGAAAUUGAGGGCUGGAGCUCUGACUCAGACAGUGACCUCAGUGAGAGUACUAUCCUCCAGCUUCAUGCUGGGGUCAGCGAGCGCUCAGGCUACACAGACUCAGACUCUUCCGCAUCACUGCCCCGCUCCCCACCCCCGACAGUGGACGAGUCUGCCGACAACGCCUUCCACCUGGGGCCUCUGCGGGUCACCACCACAAAUACGGUGGCAUCAACUCCACCACCACCUACGUGUGAGGAUGCUGCUUCUCGCCAACAGCGCUUGUCUGCUCUGAGGCGUUACCAAGACAAGCGCCUCCUGGCCCUUUCCAACGAGUCUGAUUCUGAAGAGAACGCCUGUGAAGUUGAACUGGACACAGAUCUAUUCCCUCGGCCACGGUCACCCAGCCCUGAGGACGAGUCCAGUAGUUCCAGCAGCUCCAGCAGUUCAGAGGAUGAAGAGGAACUGAAUGAACGCCGAGCCUCCACCCGACAGCGAAAUGCUAUGCGUCGCCGGCAGAAGACACCCCGAGAAGAAAAGCCUAGUGCCCCAGCCAAGCCCACCAACACAUACAUUGGAGAAGACAACUAUGAUUAUCCCCAAAUCAAAGUGGAUGACCUCUCCUCCUCCCCUGCCUCCUCCCCUGAGCGGAGCACUUCCACUUUGGAGAUUCAGCCAAGCCGGUCUUCACCAACCUCUGACAUAGAGUCAGUUGAGCGAAAAAUUUAUAAAGCUUACAAGUGGCUCCGCUACUCCUAUAUCUCUUACUCAAACAACAAAGAUGGUGAGAGCUCCCAGGUAACUGGGGAGGCAGAUGAUGGGAGAGCAGGAACCAGUCGCAAGGAUAACCCAACCCCUUCUUCCAGUAAGGAAGUCUGUGUAAACACAGCCAUGGUCCAGAGAAACCAGGACCUGCGUCCUGAAGGCCACAGCAAGGAUGCUUUUAAAGAAGGGACUUCUAGAAACCCCAGCAAUGGCCCAGGCCAUGAGCAUAGCAGCCAUGCUUGGGCAGAGGUACCAGAGGGCACCUCUCAAGACACUAACAAUAAUGGCUCUGUAGAACACUCUUUUGAAACCAAGAAGCUCAAUGGAAAAGCCUUAAACAAGGCCAUGAGCAGCCGGGCUGAGGAGUCAACCUCUCCUCCUGGCCCCAAGGCAUCUGACUCUAUUUCCAACAGUGGAUCUGGCAACUGUCCCAGGACCCAGUCCGAUGACAGUGAGGAGAGGAGCCUCGAAACCAUCUGUGCCAACCACAACAAUGGACGCUUACACCCCCGCCCUCCUCACCCCCACAACAAUGGGCAGAACUUUGGGGAACUGGAGACCAUGGCUUAUUCUUCUCCAGGACAUUUGGACACUGACCAUGAUAACUUGUCCCUGUCAGAGACACUCCUACACAGAGAUUGUUUUGGGUCUGAAAUGACCUGUGAGACCCCCAGUACUGGAAUGAGAGAGGACCCGACUGACCCCCCAGCUACAGACAGCAGCAGCAGGGCUGUGCAUGGCCAUAGCAGCUUCAAAAGACACCGAGUAGAAUUGGAAGAUGGAGAUCCAGAGAAUUCUUCCUCAGAAAAGAAAUUAAAGACAUGAUCAGUAUAAAGGGGAGGGGGAGAGGCUAUGAAAAGUAGCUUUACAAGGGGGGAAAAAAAAUCCUGUUUAGUGAACACAGAAAAAAGGGGGGAAAAAGUAUUAAAGGCACAUCAAAACUAGGGCCUGACGUUUUGUGUCUGAUGCUGCUCCCUUCUGUUUAACAGUGGGUUUGAGUGUUUAGUUGGCUGUUGACUUAUGCUGUGGUGAGUGAGGGGAAGAAAUGCAAGUGACUCCUCUCUUGAGACUUGGACAUAGUAUACCAGUGCAAGGUUCUGUCACAGUGAGUCCAGUUGAGACGUCCGACUUAGUCUUGUGUAUGUGUGCACUAGCACGCCUGAGUUCAGCCUCUUUGCCCAGCCGUCUCCUAAGACUUUCCUUUUAUUUCUCUAUCAGAAUGCAUCUAUGAAUGUGUCUUUUUUGCCAUCUCAUCCUGUUUACAUGCCAUAGGUGUUCUGGUCUUAAUGAUGAGUGCCUAUUAAAUUAGGUUGUGCUGCCACUGAGUUGUGGAUUUAUGCUGGAGAAUGGAAACAGUGUUUCAGUCCAUUGGUUGUGCUAGAUAGAAAAACAUGGUUGCAUCCUUAAAGAAACCUUCCAUGUUCUAAGUAGCACUCCUUUGAGCAUUUAAUGUGGACAUA